Molecule: messenger RNA, 540 nt
Organism: Cyprinus carpio (common carp)
Lineage: Eukaryota; Metazoa; Chordata; Actinopteri; Cypriniformes; Cyprinidae
Product: trypsin inhibitor ClTI-1-like
Molecular function (GO): protein binding
Source: RefSeq, a predicted model, not a curated record
AAAAAGGCCUUGGCUUAGUGGAAUUCGAGUGACGCACUUUGUAACCGCUCUGUGGGUGGAAGCAAAAGUGCAAUAAAAGAAGUAACCACACCUGGGAGCGGUUGAUUAUGAUUACACAGUCAACUCAUCGCGGUACACAAACAAUCAUGCUGGCAAGGACUGUUUUGGUGCUUUGUUUGGCAGCUUUAGCAAGUGCAGCUGUUAUCCCUGAUGGCUCUAAAGAGCCAAAAUGCUCUGAGUACUACUUGCCCACAUAUACCCGGGAAUAUAACCCUGUGUGUGGUAACAAAUCACAAACAAAUCACAAGUGUUUGGGAAAUAUGGAGAACAAGGUCAACACAUUAAUCUCCAGGAUGGGGGAAUGCUGAUACAAAUCCACUCAUUUAUAUUAUUAAGAUGUGACAUGAAGGCUGGAACCACAUGCAGUUUUUUUUUUUUUUUUUUUUUUUUUUUGGUUUUGUCUUAAGAUAAAGUGUUUUCCCCCUGUUGUGUGUCCUUUUUAAAACAUAAUCAUUUAAUAAAACCUUGAUAUACAAGUCA